GGAGUGCACCCUACCGGGUUUAUGGUAAUUGCGGUUCCCCGACUGGCCUUCUGGGUAGAGUCUGCGAAUCGGAGCCAGUCGCGCUCUCAGCUUUCAUUCUCCGCGGCACGCUCGGAGACAGCAGUUGCAUAGUUGACUCCGCUGUGCGCCCCGCGUCUGGAUAUCGCGUGUCGAAAGCCAGAACAAAGACACUCAUUUGCAACGCGUAUUCGCAGGACGCGAGAAUGAUCUGAAAGAUGAGCGCGGCGAGUUCUACGAUUUUGUUGGCGUGCUCUCCUUUUUGACGCGUAACAACGAACCCGCAGAGUUUCGCGGCGUGCUCGUCGUCUGCCCAGCACAACAUGGCGCUGCGAGGCAUUAGCAGACUGAAUUAGUUUGUCCGCCGGAGUCCGGGGGAUCCUCGCCACCUGUGCGCUUGCUCGACUCGCACCGAAGUCGUCCUCUCUCCGGACAAAAGAGAAGGUUACGCUUGGCUCUGACCGAAAUCAGAAGAUGUGCGUGUUCCACUCGUACUCGGCACAGCGUUCUGUGAGUGGAUAUUCAAAAAGUAUCUGGAUACUCUGAAGUUCCGUGGACUUUCCCCAGUAAAAGAAGGACCUACAAUUUCGGUCUGACUCGAAACAGUCAGUCCGAGUUCAAAAAUUCGUCGUGAACCCACGUUUAAUUCCAUUUAAGUCGGAUAUUUGCAUGUCUGAGACAACUGUCGCGGUCUGUCCUUUGUGAGUUAAAAUAAGGGGAAAACACUGUCUGUGCUGAACAGCCGUUGGAUUUACCAAGCCUUUUCAUUCUGGUAAUUGUCCAAAAGGGAUGGUGAUGAACAGAAAGUCCAGUACGAACUAAUCAAGAAAUACAAGUCAUCAUUCAAAGCAUGGUGGAUGCAAGUGCAGCCUGCAGAAUGAACCCCCUGGCAGCGCUUGGCAUUGAUCGGAGCAGCCUGAUGCGGGAAAAUCUCCAUGUUCAUGGGAGCAUGGUUUAUCCACCAGGAAUUCGGACCUUGCAGACAGAGAAGAGCUACGUCGGAGACCGCAUCCCAGACUUACUCUACAAACCCGAUGUGUCGCUGGACAGCAGGAAGGCCACCAAUGGUUACGUAGGACUUUAUAAAAGCCCCCCACCAGGGAUUCAGAAGCCACUGGUUGUGCCAGGGACUGGGACAGACACCCUGGGUUUGGAUAGGCACGUAGGACCCGUGGAUAAACCCUCAGAGCUGGGCUUAAACGGCGGCAGCGGCAGCUACCUGCGUCUCCCGUGGGUGAGCCCUUACCACGACGCUGGAAUGUACCCCUUUCUAGAUUCCACCAAGUAUGCCGCUCUGAACAUGUACAAAGCGUCGUUCAUGUCACAGCCUUCGCCCUACCUGCCCCAACACCUUGCCUACCAGUCACUUUGUGCCGGGGCAGGAGGCAGCGCAGCAGGUGCUGAGCGCUUGUUCUACAUGCCCCCUUACCCACCAACCCCUAUUUCCUCUCCGCUUCCCCCUCCUCUGAGGAUCCCGACUGCCACGGUAGCUCCUGCGGCACUUUCUCCGCUGGUGCACCACCAGGACAAAACCUUACAGAGCAUCGGGCCGAGGAUUCACCACGACCCUUCCGCAUUCGGGCAGCAACCCUUACAUCAACAGACCCAGUCUCAUCACCAGCCGCAGAACGAGAGGCAGCACCCGAGCAGCGGGAGUAUCAGUGGCGGCGGCGGCAGCAAAUCCAACCGAACCCCUUCCAGCAAGAGCUCAACCAGUCACAGCAGCAGUAUCAGCAGUACCAAUAGCAGCAGUACCAACACCUGUGUAACCAGCAGCUCCAGCGUGAGUAUCCCAGUAGACUCGAGCCCUUCUCUGGUGAUGCAGGCACCCCGCUCCGCCCCGCGCCCCUCCCAGCCCCCGGGUGCUCCCCCGCCACUUGUGGACAGCACUUCAGACUUUCAGAAGUCUGUCUUUCGGAGUCCUUCGUCCUCGUUGUCCUCCUCCUCUUCUCCGGCAGUCUCCCACCCCUUCUACCUGUCUCAGGAACAUCGUUCCCCAAUAAGGCCAGCCAGUCAAAAGCCCAAGUGUAAAGAAGGGAGCUCAGAGCAGCACAGGGCUGGAGGAAAUGAGAGGAAAGGCUGCAGCUCGCCUGCGAAAACCUCCACCGAGAAGCCCACACAGCAGGGGGCCCCUACCAAAGACCCAGCAGACAAGCCUUUAGACCUGUCCGCCAAAAUCAUGGACUUUGAAGGACCGCCUAACGGAUUCCCCCCUUCAAAAUUAGAAGCUUUGGCAAAGCUGGGCUACUCCCCCAGUUCUCGUUAUGGACUCCCACCAAGCAGAGAGCUUCUGAAGGAGACUCUGUCCCCAUCAUCCUCCACCGUCAGCACUUCUUGUAAAACACCGGAGAGGCCCGAGAUUAUUAGCACUUUACCCUCCUCCUGGGUGGUACCCAGCACAGCCCAGGCGCUCAGCUCUGAGUCCAACCACAUCAAAGGUUCUACGGUUAUCAAAAACAAGAAUCUAGACCAUGUAAUCCCGCAGCCACGGAGCUCCUCCUGUCCACGGAUUGGCGAACCCAACAGUGGUGCCGUCCCCAAUCCUGCUCCCGUUGUUGUGACUUCAGCAUGCCGACCAUCGUCAGCCUCCCCAUCCCCAAAGGUUAAUGGGGAUUGGCCCAAGUCUACACCAACUCCACCGGAUAAGCCACCACCCACUAAUCGGGGAGGUGGUCAGCCGUCAGCCUCAAAGCCUGCAAAGACCCCUAAAAAAUCUGAAACACCUGAAAUUGGCUUCAAACCCCAGCAGCCUCACAUAGAAAAUGGACAUCCUCCCAGUCACCUCUACAUGGCCCAAGGUGAAAGCUACUUGCCCACCAGCUUAGCAUAUGCCAACAGGUACCUCCCAUAUUCUGUUCCGGAGAGCAUGUCCCUCCCACACCUGCCAUUGUCCAGCAAAGGCCCGGUGUACCCUCACCCAGUCCUGCUGAGCAACACUGGCCUGUAUUCCACACGCAUGCCUCACAAGCCUGCCCUUCCAUAUGGACUCCCACCCAGUCAUGGAGACUAUCUAACCUACCACGACUCUCAAGAGAUGGUUCAUCCCCUGAUGUCUCCCCACUUGCCUCUCGACCCUAAAGUCAACGAGCGACUUGAACGGAGGUCCAGGCCUCAGGAGAAAACUUGGCAGCAUGAGGAGUCUCCGUACAAGCAGCAGAGCGCCUCUGACACGGACACGCGUUACAAACCAGAGAGGGAGUCAGAGGGGCCAGAAGUUCUGGGCUCCAAGCCUCCGAGCAAGCCUCACACAGCGAGCAAAGAGGAGAUCGUCUGCAUCGACCUGGCCCAAGACGACACAGAUGGCAGUCCUGAGCCAGACAAGUACAGCACCGCGUCUGCCAAGCAGAGAGAGCCCAGCAAGCCAGCCGGCAGCGGGACAGGCGACGGGACUGGGAGUGCUGGUAAUUCCGAAGGGAAGGCGCCAGAACUCAUGCAGAUCCUGCGCUCCAGCCAGCCAGUCGAAUCCAAGCCAGCUGAGCCUGACCGGCAGCCAGAGCCCCACAGCCCUCCUGAGACGCAGGAGAGGCCCGAGUCUCCCACGCAAAGCCAGGGCGACGAGGAGAGCUCCAGCGAGCGCAGCCCGCUGCCGCCCCUGCUGGAGGAGCAGACGCUGCGCUGCGCCAGGACCUCCGGGGACAGGGUUCGACCGGACGCUGCAGGCUUCAAAGCCGAUCGGCACCACGCCAUUCGACAGUACAUGGACCUGGGCAAGGGGCGACCGGAGAACGCAGAGUCCCACGAGGACGAGGACGACGGGCAUGGGUGCUCAAAAAGCAAGCGGUCCAGUCUGGCCAAGAGGAUAGCCAACUCGUCCGGCUACGUGGGUGACCGGUUCAAGUGUGUCACCACUGAGCUUUACGCGGACUCCAGUAAAUUGAGUCGGGAACAGCGCGCCCUUCAGAUGGAUGUCCUAGCUGCAGAGGACAGUAAUUUAAGUCAACCAGCAUCUAACUGUGAGCGUGCGAUGAUGCGGUUCUCAGAGCUGGAGCUGAAGGAGAAAGAAGGCUGCGCUUCGACGGCGGGGCUGGGCCCCGGGUUGAGCCGGGACAGGGAGCGCGAGAGGACUUCAGCAGACACCCAACACAGGGACACAGAGUGUGAGCGAGGUCUGCAGUGCACACGACCCCCGGCAGGGCGGACAGAGCAGUCAGAGCUGCACAAUGGUGCAAACCGGGUCCCCGUCCUGCAGCGCUGCGGCCCGCUCUCCAGUCUACCGCAUCGCCACGGUGACGAGAGGCGGCCGGCCCGAGAGCAGGGCCAGGGGCCUGUCGCUGCUGCCGCUGCCGUGGCAACGCCCAGGAAGCGCACACUAACCCAGGAGAUGAGCCAAGGCCACCCCGAUGGAGACCCCUCGGCUGAGGAGCGCGAGAGAGACGGGGAGAGCGAGCGAGCAAGGGAGAAGGAGAGAGACGAGGAAGACGACGCCCCGGCUAAAAGAGCCCGGCUGACGGCAGUCCUGCCAGGGGACGCGUGGCGCCAGCCGUCGGAGCAGGAGGUGAAGAACCUGAAGGUCUGCAUUGAGCUGACGGGCCUGCGGCUGAGCAAGCCACGCCAGCUCCAGAGCCUGCAGGAGCUGUGGGCGCGGCAGGGGGCGUUGCCCCACGGCAAGCCCCGGCCCUGCGGGCCCAGCCUGGGCCCCACCCCUGCCCCUGCCCCCUUCCUGCCUUCGGCGCCGGCCGGCCAGGCGCGGAGGGAACAGCCAGAACCCUGCCCCCCGGAGGCAGCCAAGGCCCCACCCUGCGCGGAGAGACGGAGCAAGACGGGCGGUGAGCCAGACAAAGGAGCGAGACACCGGGGGGAGGAGGAGAGAGGAUGGGGAAGAGAGACACUGGGAUACCCGGACGGAAACACAGCCGUUCCGGUCCUUUCCGGAGUCUGCUCCCCGGAUGCCUCCGCGUGUAAGCCCCCUCCGCUGCCCCCCUCCCGCCUCUCCGACAAGCGCCUGAGGCUCAAGGAACGCCGCAAGAGCAGCUCCUCGCCCUCACCUGACCCCGCCGAUGACCUUUCACCCCGGCUACGCUGCCACGGCGACCCGGAGAAGCCCAAGGGCAAACGGCAGUGCAAGACCAAGCACCUCGGCCAACGGGAGCUUAGGAUGAUCACGCCACCGGCCAAUGAGGAGUGCCCCGAACUCUGCCCCACCCACCCGCUCAAGGUCGUGAAGCGCUGUGCGCUGAAGCGUGCGGCCUCCCCCUCCGAUUACGAGCCGACCCCGGUUAAACCUCGCACCCCCUCCCCUGCCUCGCCCGCCGACCCCCCUUCGCCCCCUCCCCCGGCUUUGCCCGCCGUGGCGGCGUCGCUGGUGCCCUUGCCCACGCCGGUGCCCGCGGAGCCGCCCGCCAGCCGCCCCAUGCCCCCCGAGGCCCGCCGACUGAUCGUCAACAAAAACGCUGGCGAGACUCUGCUCCAGAGAGCAGCGCGCCUCGGCUACGAGGAGGUGGUGCUCUACUGUUUGGAGAAUAAGGUGUGUGAUGUGAAUCACCGGGACAACGCGGGCUACUGUGCGCUGCAUGAGGCGUGUGCGCGGGGCUGGCUCUCCAUCGUACAGCACCUGCUGGAGCACGGAGCCGACAUCAACUGCAGUGCACAGGACGGCACCAGGCCCCUCCACGACGCGGUGGAGAACGAUCAUCUGGACGUUGUGCGUCUCCUGCUGUCCUACGGCGCCGACCCCACGCUGGCCACCUACUCGGGCCGCGGCCUUCUCAAGAUGACCCACAGUGACCUCAUGGAGGGCUUCCUGUCCGAUUACUUUGCAGACCUCCAGGGUCGGCCAGAUGAUGACCCCAGUGUGUACUGGGAGUUUUACGGCAGCGCAGUGUGUGAGCCUGCGGAGGAUGCCGCUGCAUUCGACGUGCUGGCGAACCCACCCGGACCAGAUGAGGAUGAGGACGAGCACAGGGAGGUGUUUGAGUUUGAGUUCUCCGACCGCCCGCUGCUGCCCUGCUACAACAUCCAGGUGUCGCUCUCGCAGGGGCCCAGAAACUGGCUCCUGCUCUCCGAUGUCCUGAAGCGGUUGAAGAUGUCUGCCCGUGCGUUCCGCUCCGCCUUCUCACACAUCGAGGUGGUGACGAUCGCCGAGGCGGAGUUCUAUAAGCAGGCCUCCCUCAGCCAGCUCUUCUCCUGCCCGGAGGAGCUGGAGGCCUUCCUGCCAGACAGCAAGGAGCUCCUGGACCUGGUGGAGAUCAGCGCCGAGCUCGUGGCCCUGCUCGGAUCGUCUCUGGAGUACCUAGACGACCACUAGGAGCCCACCUAUAAACCCCACUCAUGAUGCCACACGCACCCCCACGAACAUCCGCCCUGCUUUCGGAAACUUGGAGUGGUGGAAAAUGACUGGGCAGGAAUUCCCAGUGCAGCGUUCUGGAUGUUCUGCACGAGAGGGAGAGCAUGGCGUCGCGACCAAACGUUCUGUCCGGCGCUGGAAGCGUCCCGGAGCUCCCUUUAAUGACCUUUUGUGUUCUCAUGCUCGAAGAGAUGACACACAAUUGUACAAAGUGUACAUAAUGAGAGAGAGAGAGAGAGAGAGAGAGCGAGAGCGAGAGAGAGAGAGAGAGAGAGAG
Molecule: messenger RNA, 6578 nt
Organism: Electrophorus electricus (electric eel)
Lineage: Eukaryota; Metazoa; Chordata; Actinopteri; Gymnotiformes; Gymnotidae
Gene: bcor
Product: BCL6 corepressor
Biological process (GO): negative regulation of transcription by RNA polymerase II
Cellular component (GO): nucleus
Molecular function (GO): transcription corepressor activity; protein binding
Source: RefSeq, a predicted model, not a curated record